AUGGCAGACAAAAGAAAAACUAAAAAGCGCAAAGAGGAGUUUGGAGAGCCAACUGAGUCGGAAAAGCCCACGAGCGAGGAGUACUCCGUUGCGAAAUGGUUGAAAGCUAACGUGCCUACCAAGAAGACUAAGUUCUUGAAUCAUCACGUGGAAUACUUCACUGGUGCAAAAGCAGUGGACGCGUUGCUCACCUCAAAAUGGGCGACAGGCAAAAAUCCAAUCUUCACAACGAGGCACGAUGUUACAGACUACCUACAUCAGAUGCUGUUACACAAAUUGUUCCAUAGAGCUAAAAAGGUUCCAGUAUCUGAACAAGAAUUGAAAGGCAAGAAGAAAAAAGACUUGGAGAAGUCAAGUAAAAGUGGAGAUGAGAAAGAUGGAGAAAAGAGUCAAGCCAGUGCUUGUGAAGGAAAGGACACUAAAGACGUGAAAGAGAAAGAAAAGAAGAAACGCAAAAUUCGUCUGGAGAUGCACAUGGAGCAGCUGUUCCUCGACACGCCGGACGCGUACGUGUGGAUCUACGACCCGAAGCCGUGGUACUACUGGCUCGCCGGCAUACUAGUCGUGUGCGGGACCAUCAUCGUCUGUAUGUUCCCGCUCUGGCCUGCCACUGUCAGAAAAGGCGUGUACUACCUAAGCAUCGCGGCGGCGGCGUUCCUGGUGCUGAUCAUCGCGCUGACGGUGGUGCGCGUAGUUGUGUUCUGUUGUGUGUGGCUGCUCACGCUGUCGCGCCACCACGUGUGGCUGCUGCCCAACCUCACCGAGGACGUUGGCUUCUUCGCAUCCUUCUGGCCGCUCUACAAGUACGAAUACCGCGGGCCGGGCUCUGUUAGCGACAAAUCAUCUAAAAACAAGAAGAAACGCAAAAAGGACAAAAACUCGGACGAUGAGAGUGAGAAAGCGCCUUUGUUGGAAGAGAAGUCAGAUGUUAUACCUAGUGGUGAACAAAACAACGCACAGGAAGAGCCUCUCGUUGACAUGAAGUCCGAACAAGACACAACGUCUCCCGCCGACAAACAUUCAGAGUCAGAAUCUGAGAACAGUCAGCGCUCGUCCACAGACAGAGAUUUCGAAAUCGUGGAGCAAGCUGAUGUUGAGCCGUACAAGGACGACGCGUAA
Molecule: messenger RNA, 1119 nt
Organism: Arctia plantaginis
Lineage: Eukaryota; Metazoa; Arthropoda; Insecta; Lepidoptera; Erebidae
Source: the annotation of a GenBank genome assembly